Molecule: messenger RNA, 1674 nt
Organism: Harpia harpyja (harpy eagle)
Lineage: Eukaryota; Metazoa; Chordata; Aves; Accipitriformes; Accipitridae
Gene: PCK2
Product: phosphoenolpyruvate carboxykinase 2, mitochondrial
Biological process (GO): hepatocyte differentiation; cellular response to glucose stimulus; response to starvation
Cellular component (GO): cytosol
Molecular function (GO): phosphoenolpyruvate carboxykinase (GTP) activity; GTP binding; manganese ion binding
Source: RefSeq, a predicted model, not a curated record
CCGGUCCCCCCCCCAGGCCGCACCAUGUACAUCCUCCCCUUCAGCAUGGGUCCCCUGGGCUCCCCCCUGGCCAAGGUGGGGCUCCAGCUCACCGACUCGCCCUACGUCGCCGCCUCCAUGCGCAUCAUGACGCGCGUCGGGCCCCAAACCUUCCCCGCCCUCGCCCGCGACGACUUCGUUCGCUGCCUCCACUCCGUCGGCCGGCCCCUCCCUCUCCGCGAGCCCCUCGUUAGCCAGUGGCCCUGCGACCCCCCCCGCACGCUGGUGGCUCACCUCCCCGACCAGCGGCGCAUCGUUUCCUUCGGCAGCGGGUACGGAGGGAAUUCCCUCCUGGGAAAAAAGUGUUUCGCCCUUCGCAUCGCUUCCCGCCUGGCUCGCGACGAGGGCUGGCUGGCCGAGCACAUGCUGAUCCUGGGGGUGACGGACCCGGCGGGCAGGAAACGCUACGUGGCGGCCGCCUUCCCCAGCGCCUGCGGGAAGACCAACCUGGCCAUGAUGACCCCGGCCCUCCCCGGUUGGCGCGUCCACUGCGUCGGCGACGACAUCGCCUGGAUGAAGUUCGACGCCGAAGGCCGCCUCCGCGCCAUCAACCCCGAGAGCGGUUUUUUCGGCGUCGCCCCCGGCACGUCCGUGCGCACCAACCCCAACGCCAUGCUCACCAUCCGGAGCAACACCAUCUUCACCAACGUCGGCCAAACCAGCGACGGCGGCGUCUACUGGGAGGGCAUCGACCAACCGUUGAACCCCGGCACCACCCUCACCUCCUGGUUGGGCCAACCGUGGACACCCGGUGACCCUCAACCUUGCGCCCAUCCCAACUCUCGGUUCUGCGCCCCGGCCAAUCAGUGUCCCAUCAUGGACCCGGCUUGGGAAGACCCCGAGGGCGUCCCCAUCGACGCCAUCAUUUUUGGGGGGCGGAGACCCGAAGGCGUGCCCUUGGUCUACGAGGCCUUCAACUGGCGCCACGGCGUCUUCGUGGGAAGCGCCAUGAGGAGCGAGGCCACCGCCGCCGCCGAGCACACCGGCCGCCGCCUGAUGCACGACCCCUUCGCCAUGAGACCUUUCUUCGGUUACAACGCCGGGCAGUACCUCGCUCACUGGUUGGCCGUCGGCGAACGACAAGGAGCCCGCCUCCCGCGCAUCUUCCACGUCAAUUGGUUCCUCAGGGACGGCGCCGGCCGGUUCGUUUGGCCGGGUUUCGGUCACAACGCCCGCGUCCUGGCUUGGAUCUGUAGCCGGGUGGCGGGAGAAGACAACGCCAAAACGACGCCGGUGGGGUUGGUACCUCGAGAAGACGCUUUGGAUCUCGGCGGUCUUCCCGGCGUUUCCUACGCCGAUCUCUUCCCCGUCUCCCGAGCUUUUUGGGAGAAGGAGGCGCGAGAGUUGCGGCGGUACUACGAGGAGAAUUUCGGCGAAGACCUGCCCAAGGAGGUGAUGGGAGAGUUGCGCGCCCUGGAGGAACGGGUCAAGAAGAUGUGAGGGACGGGCGCCGGCGAGCGACCGCGGGGGGGUGGUGGCCGUCAUCGUUGGUUGACCGUCAUGAGUUGGUGGCCAUCAUCGUUGGUUGACCGUCAUGAGUUGGUGGCCAUCAUCAUUGGUUGACCGUCACGAGUUGGUGGCCGCCAUCGUUGGUUGACCGUCAUGAGUUGGUGGCCAUCAUCGUUGGUUGACUGU